UUAAUGGCACUGCACGCGAUCCCCGGAAACUACCACGCAUUUGGCUUUCCGGCCCGGUCGUCUCUCAGUCCAAUUCAGACUCAUUGGGCACCAUGGAGGAGCCUGAGAUGCAGCUGAAAGUAAAGAAAGUAACAGACAAGUUUACAGAGAGCAUGUACGUCUUGGCCAAUGAACCCUCUGUGGCUUUGUAUCGACUUCAGGAGCAUGUCAGACGGUCCCUCCCGGAACUGGCCCAGCAUAAGGCUGACAUGCAGAGCUGGGAGGAGCAGAGCCAAGGAGCCAUCUACACGGUGGAGUAUGCCUGCAGCGCCAUCAAGAACAUGAAGGACAGCUGCGUUUAUUUCAAAAGCAUUGACGGGUUACUCCGGAGUGCCAUUGCUGUAAAAGAGCAACUGAAUUCCAGCCGGAGGUAGUCCAGACAGAAAGCUGCAGGGAAGUCUCUUGAACCACCCACCUCCCAUGUACAGGAGCCCCCUUCAGUCGGUGCAAGAGGAGCAGCUGUGCCACUGUUGUAAACAUUCUGUUUUUGUUUCGCUAAAUUAUUAAACAUUUGAAAGAACUGA
Molecule: messenger RNA, 563 nt
Organism: Heteronotia binoei (common prickly gecko)
Lineage: Eukaryota; Metazoa; Chordata; Lepidosauria; Squamata; Gekkonidae
Gene: BORCS8
Product: BLOC-1 related complex subunit 8
Exons: 4
Coding region: 93-413 (106 amino acids)
Cellular component (GO): BORC complex
Source: RefSeq, a predicted model, not a curated record